Molecule: messenger RNA, 2287 nt
Organism: Mustela erminea (ermine)
Lineage: Eukaryota; Metazoa; Chordata; Mammalia; Carnivora; Mustelidae
Product: transient receptor potential cation channel subfamily V member 3-like
Biological process (GO): calcium ion import across plasma membrane
Cellular component (GO): membrane
Molecular function (GO): calcium channel activity; protein binding
Source: RefSeq, a predicted model, not a curated record
AUGAAUGCCCACCCCAAGGAGAUGGUGCCCCUCAUGGGCAGAAGAGCUGCUGUCCCCAGUGGGAACCCUGCCGUCCUGCAGGAGAAGAGGCCAGCAGAGAUCACCCCCACCAAGAAGAGUGCACACUUCUUCCUGGAGAUAGAAGGGUUCGAUCCCAACCCCACUGUCUCCAAGACUUCUCCCCCGGUCUUCUCCAAGCCUAUGGACUCCAACAUCCGGCAAUGCCUCUCUGGGAACUGUGAUGACAUGGACUCACCACAGUCUCCUCAGGACGAUGUGACAGAGACCCCGUCCAAUCCCAACAGCCCCAGUGCAAACCUGGCCAAGGAAGAGCAGAGGCGGAGGAAGAAGCGGCUGAAGCAGCGCAUCUUUGCAGCCGUGUCAGAGGGCUGCGUGGAGGAGCUGCUGGAGCUGCUGGGGGAGCUGCAGGAACUUUGCAAACGGCGUCGUGGCCUGGACGUGGCUGACUUCCUCAUGCACAAGCUGACGGCCUCUGACACAGGGAAGACCUGCCUGAUGAAGGCCUUGUUAAACAUCAACCCUAACACCAAGGAGAUUGUGCGGAUCCUGCUGGCUUUCGCAGAGGAGAAUGACAUCCUGGACAGGUUCAUCAACGCUGCAUACACAGAGGAGGCCUACAAAGGGCAGACGGCGCUGAACAUCGCCAUCGAGCGGCGGCAGGGAGACAUCACCGCGCUGCUCAUCGCGGCGGGCGCCGACGUCAACACUCACGCCAGGGGGGUCUUCUUCAACCCCAAGUACCUACACGAGGGCUUCUACUUUGGCGAGACCCCACUGGCUCUGGCGGCGUGUACCAACCAGCCUGAGAUUGUGCAGCUGCUGAUGGAGAAUGAGCAGACUGACAUCACCUCGCAGGACUCACGGGGAAACAACAUCCUACACGCAUUGGUGACAGUGGCUGAGGACUUCAAGACACAGAACGACUUUGUGAAGCGCAUGUACGACAUGAUCCUGCUGAGGAGCGGGACGUGGGAGCUGGAGACCAUGCACAACAAGGACGGGCUCACGCCACUGCAGCUGGCUGCCAAGAUGGGCAAGGCCGAGAUCUUGAAGUAUAUCCUCAGUCGUGAGAUCAAGGAAAAGCCACUCAGGAGUCUGUCCAGGAAGUUCACGGACUGGGCAUAUGGGCCUGUGUCGUCCUCACUUUACGACCUCACCAACGUGGACACUACGACAGACAACUCGGUGCUGGAAAUCAUCGUCUACAACACCAACCUUGAUAACCGGCAUGAGAUACUGACCCUGGAGCCCUUGCACACACUGCUGCAUAUGAAGUGGAAGAAGUUUGCCAAGUACAUGUUCUUCUUGUCAUUCUGCUUUUAUUUCUUCUACAACAUCACCCUGACUCUAGUCUCCUAUUACCGCCCCCGGGAAGAGGAGGCCCUCCCUCACCCCUUGGCCCUGACGCACAAGAUGGGGUGGCUGCAGCUGUUAGGAAGGAUGUUCGUGCUCAUCUGGGCCAUGUGUAUUUCUGUGAAAGAGGGCAUCGCGAUCUUCCUGCUGAGACCCUCAGAUCUGCAGUCCAUUCUCUCUGAUGCCUGGUUUCACUUUGUCUUUUUUGUCCAAGCUGUGCUUGUGAUACUGUCUGUCUUCUUGUACUUGUUUGCCUACAAAGAGUACCUCGCCUGCCUCGUCUGGGCAAACAUGCUCUACUACACGCGGGGAUUUCAGUCCAUGGGCAUGUACAGCGUCAUGAUCCAGAAGGUGCGCUGGGAGGCUCGUGAGCGUCACAGACACACAGGCGUCUGUGCUGGGGAGAUGGGGAGUCCUCAGAGAAUGUCCAUUUUUCCAAUCGGGAAGCAGGUUGGGAGAGAAGCCUGCUUCUCUCCCUCCCAAACACUACUGUCUCCCAUUGCUUGUGGCCAGGCUUUAAGAGUCUAGACCUUGAAACACCCGGGCUUGUUGGGCCCUGGGAAGGAAUGAUCUCACCCCCAGGCUGUGGUGUGCUGGUAAGUCUUUAACAAGUUUAUCGCCCAAAGGAUAUUUACAAAUAAUCAACUAUAUAAUGGCCUUUAUUUAAAUUCCACAUAGCCAGAAGCAUUUGUUGAUUUUUCUUGGACUCGUGUAUCUGCUGCCCAUUUAUGGUUGCAAGUGACAGAUAUGUCAAUAUCGGCUGAUGUUUUCUUUAAGGAGUAAGAUGGAAGUGAAAUAGCACAGCCUUAUGAGAACUUCCCUUGCUUGUCAGUGAUGCGAACUACUUACUCGCUGACUUGAAUAAUUGUUCUCAAAUGUUGGAAGACUACUUCAUGAAUGUUACUGUUUUAUU